AUGAGGAUUCUGCUUCUCGUCGCCGCAACAGCAGGCUUGGCGUUUGCCGCUGGACCAAUAAGUGCGAGCGGUUCGAACUUUACCUUGACUGGCAAUGGCAUGUCCUACUUGUUCCACGUGGACCCGUCGUCCCUCGACUUGUUCUCAGAUCACUUUGGAGGUCCGGUUGACGAUUUCAUCAACCCUGCAACAAUCUUCCAAGGCGGCUGGUCGGAUGGCUUGACAAACGACCGACGGGAGUUCCCAGAUAUAGGUCGAAGCGACUACAGGCUUCCAGCGAUCCACAUAUCCCACGCAGACGGCAAUACGGUGUCCGCUUUCGCCUACCAGAGCUACGAAAUCUUGCCAGGAAAGCCUAGCCUUCCUGGUCUACCAGCGACGUAUGGUAAUGCCUCGGAUGUGUCGACGCUAAUUAUAAGGCUUUAUGACAACUACUCGGAUGUCUCCGCUGCUCUGUCAUAUUCCGUAUUUCCCUCAUACAACGCUAUCGCGCGGAGUUUCCAGAUCACUAAUAAUGGCUCCGCAAACAUCACGAUUGAACGUGCGGCAAGCUUCAGUAUUGACCUACCGAAUCUCGACCUCAACAUGCUAGAGCUGCAAGGCGACUGGGCUCACGAAAUGAACAGAGUCAUUCGCCCGGUGCAGUACGGAGAGACCAGCUUCCGCUCUACCGAAGGCUACUCUUCCCAUGUGCAUAACCCAUUCUUCGCGCUCAUGUCACCUUCAACGACAGAGUCUUCUGGUGAAGCUUGGGGGUUCAAUCUCGUCUAUACGGGCAGCUUUGCGGCAACAACGGAACGGUUCUCGCAUGGCUUCGUCCGAGUAUUACUCGGUCUCAACCCAUUGCACGCCAGUAUUCCCGUCGGACCAGGUCAGACUUUCACGUCGCCGGAGGCAGUCGCAGUAUAUUCGUCUGAGGGUCUUGGAGGCAUGUCUCGAUCUUUUCAUGAUCUGUACCGGAACCAUCUCUCGCGCUCGAACUACACGCUGCAGACUCGUCCAGUCUUACUUAAUUCGUGGGAAGGCCUCGGCUUCAACAUCAAUCAAUCCUCGCUGGACCAGUUAGCGCAAGAGACGGCCGAUCUCGGGAUCCGACUGUUCGUCAAUGAUGAUGGAUGGUUCGGCCAGACGCCUUAUGCUCGCAUCAACGAUACCGCUGGACUUGGCGACUGGACACCGAACCCUGAUCACUUCCCAAAUGGACUAGGUCCCUAUGUGGGCGACGUUGACUCCCUCACGGUUGAAAACUCGUCCCAGAAGCUCGAGUUCGGCAUCUGGGUGGAGCCAGAGAUGGUGAAUCCCAACUCGACUCUGUACAACGAGCACCCUGACUGGGCUUUGCACGCGGGCUCCCACCCACGGACACUUACAAGGAACCAACUCGUGCUCAAUCUCGGCCUGCCUGAAGUACAGGACUACUUGAUAACCGCGAUCUCCAACGUAAUCAACUCUGCCGAUAUUCGCUACAUCAAAUGGGACAACAACAGAGGCAUGCACGAGCUUCCUAACCCUGCCGCCGACUACAACUAUAUGCUUGGCAUGUAUCGUGUCAUGGACAACUUGACCGGUAGUUAUCCUGACAUACUGUGGGAGGGUUGUGCAUCCGGCGGUGGACGCUUCGACCCGGGCAUCCUCCACUAUUAUCCGCAGAGUUGGACGUCAGAUGAUACCGACGCGGCAGAACGGCUGACGAUACAGAUGGGGACUUCGCUCGCAUACCCGCCGUCAGCUAUGGCGUGCCACGUCUCCGCGGUGCCCAACGGUAUUACGCAGCGCAACACCUCCAUCGAAUAUCGCGCCCACGUUGCACUCAUGUGCGGCUCGUUCGGCUUCGAGCUGAACCCGGUGGAGCUGACGGCGGAGGAGAGGGCCGCCAUACCCGGCAUCUUGGCAGAUUGGGAGCGGAUCAACCCUAUUGUCAUCACUGGGUCUUUCUACAGGCUCGCGCUGCCGGACAACAGCAACUGGCCAGCCGCGCAAUUCGUCAGCGCCAACCAGACUGUGGCGAUAGUCUUCGCUUUCCAGCAGCGGGCGACUGUGAAGCCUGCACCUCCGCCCCUCAAGAUUGCAGGGUUAAAUGCUACAGCGAGGUACACGAGUAAUCUGUACAAUGGGUCGCUGAGUGGUUCCACGCUGAUGAACGCGGGGAUCAACCUGGCUUGGGAGACGGCUGAUUACCAGAGCAUGCUGAUAUGGUUGUACAGGCAGUGA
This is a messenger RNA of Baudoinia panamericana UAMH 10762, 2211 nucleotides long. Its product is annotated as glycoside hydrolase family 36 protein. The record is from RefSeq and is a predicted model, not a curated record. Gene Ontology annotation, molecular function: alpha-galactosidase activity. The transcript is spliced from 2 exons. Bases 1 to 2211 code for a protein of 736 amino acids. Lineage: Eukaryota; Fungi; Ascomycota; Dothideomycetes; Mycosphaerellales; Teratosphaeriaceae. Gene Ontology annotation, biological process: carbohydrate catabolic process.